UAUAGCGAAAACUUUGAUUAAUUAAAAGUAAAGAAAAGCACAACAACAAAACACAAAAGCAGCUCAAUGCCGAGGAGCGCCAAGCAACUCUUCGUGGACUUUUUGUGCGUUAGCCUUGUUCGCCCGUUUGCCAAGGACACCAUUCAAUAAACAACAACGCGAACAAAGAGCAACAAACACAAAUACAAAAGAGCAAAAAACAGAAAGAAAAAAAAAAAAAAAAAAAACAAAACAAAGAACUUAAUCAAAUUUCCAGCAAAUCAUCGAAAUGGAAUUGAGCAUCGGAAUUGCCAAGCAUUUAGCGAGCUAUAACAACAGCAGCAGCAACAUCAACAGCAGCAGCAGCAACAUCAACAGAAACGGCAACAGCAACAGCAACAGCAACAACAACUGCAACAGCAAUAGCAACCAGAUCACUAUUCGAAGUUGUUCGAAAACUGAGUUGAGCCAUCGCUGCAACAAAAACAACGACAAACAUCAACUGAAUACCAAAAGCGACAACAGCAGCAGCAACAGCAGCUACAAUAACAACAACAAAAGUAACAAUAGCAAUAGCACAACGAUUCCGAUAACAGAAAUAGCAAGAACAACAACAACAACAACAACAACAACUUCAAACAUUACUAACCAGCUAGAUCGAACAGCCGAUACGGCAGCAACAAUGCAACGUCUACGUACAACAUUCACGCGUUCGCGCACGCCGACGGGCGCCGAGAUGAAGAUGCAGAAUAGCCUCGAGGUGCCCAAGCAGGUGCGCUCCGCCUCGUUUGACGAGAUGCAGCUGGAGGCGCAGCGCAUGUCGGCCCAUCUGCUGAAGCAGCAGUCGUCCUCGUCGGCGGACGAGAGAUCAUCGGAGGGCGGCUAUCUGCAGGUGCCGCAGGCGGCGCAUGCGCAACGCUCGCACAGCUUCGACUCGGCGGCUGCCUCGGUGGGCAGCGACGAUUCGGGCGCCUUCUUGGAGGUGCCGCGCCGUCUGAAGGCGCGACGCAGCUCGUCGACCAAAACACCGCCGCCCUGCAUCCAUUGCUACUAUUUGGAGCAGUACGAGAAGCAGAUGAGCGCCGAGCAGCGCUACUUCAUAGACCAUCGCGAGCUGUCGACGCUCAGCUACAGCAACACCAGCUCCGAGGCUAGCGACGAUGAGGACAUUACCGAAGCGCUCGAGGAUGACGAAGAAGACGAUGGGGCGGAGGGGCCAGCUGACGCCGAUGCAGAGCCCGAUGCGGAAAGGCAUAGGGAAGGGGAUAGAGAUGCGGAUGCGGAUGCGGAUGCCUGCGCUGAGGCGGAUGCCAGCGGAGGCACAGAGCUCGAUGACGAUGCGGCCGCCGAAAUGGACAUACGCAUGUCCAACCUGAGCAUGGGCAGCAGCAUUGAGGAGUCGAGGGCGCGUCUGCCACGGCAAAUGCGUCGCCACACGAUCGGCAGCUCGGUGACCACCUCCGAGGAUGAGGGCCUCGAGGGCUCCGACCACGGAUCGCCGCACUUCGGCAACACGCUGCUGCCGCCACAGCCGACCACGCCCUGUGGCAUCACCUUCACGCUGUCGCCCACCAACGGCGACUAUCCACCAUUUCCCACCUAUGCGUUUCCCAUUGACCCUAGCUCGCCGCCCAUCACGCCCAUUACGCCCACGCCGGCCGUGGUGCCAGCGGCGGCACCACCACCAUCAACGCCAGCCCCAUGCAUCAGCGGCGAUGUGGAUGAAACGGGCGUGGCGAUGGGCGUGCCACCGGGCCGGGCGCGGCGUCGCUCCAUAUCGCGGCAGGAGGCGAUAUUUGUGGAGCCCACCGGCAACUCGCUGGAGAAUGUGUCGCACGAGGAGGUGGACAACACCAAGUCGUCGGUGGACACGGCAGACUCGCUGGACGAAGCCUCCACGAUGGCCACCUGCGGCUCCCCAACGGCCGCCAAUGCGGCAGCUGCGGCAAACGCCGCUACGGCUGCUCAUCACGCCGGCUUCGUGGUGCGGGACAUUUAUCUAACUGUGCCGGAUCUGAAGCGAGAUCGUGCCGCCUCAGUGGACUCGUGCUUCACGAAGCUGUCGUCGGGCGGCAAGACCGAGGAGCUGCAGCCCACCGGCGACGGCUGCUUCCUUACCGUGCCCAACAUCAAUGCAACCCGAUCCCGCUCCGUGGACAUUGUCCUGCCCACCGACGAGCAGGCGCGCUACAAGGCGCUCGCCAUGACGGGCAGCGGCGGUGGCGCCAGUGGAGCAGCCGCUGGCCUCUAUGCGGAUGGACGCACGGCCUCGUCGAGCAAUGCCCGUAGACCGAUUCGCAUUGUGCCCGACUGGACGGAGAAUGCGGUGCAGGGCGAGCAUUACUGGAAGCCCACCUCAGCCUCGGGCGAUCUCUGCUGCCUCAACGAGGAGUGCAUUAAGAGCGGACAACGCAUGAAGUGCUCGGCUUGUCAGCUGAUUGCCCAUCAGAACUGCAUUCCAAUGGUGAAUGAAAAGACUCAACUAGCGUGUAAGCCAACAUACCGAGAUGUGGGAAUCAGGCAGUACCGGGAGCAGACGACCACCCACCAUCACUGGGUGCACCGCAAGCUGGAGAAGGGCAAGUGCAAGCAGUGCGGCAAGGCGGUGCAGAGCAAGCUAUUCGGAUCGAAAGAGAUUGUGGCUUUGUCCUGUGCGUGGUGCCACGAGAUAUACCAUAACAAGGAGUCGUGCUUCAAUCAGGCCAAGAUUGGCGAGGAGUGCCGCCUCGGCAACUACGCGCCCAUCAUUGUGCCACCAUCGUGGAUUGUGAAGCUGCCCACCAAGGGCAACUUCAAGUCUUCGAUACGCGUGAGCAACAAGAGCAGCGCGGCGGCCGGCGCUGGUGGCGGUGCUGGCGGAGGCGGUGCUGGCGGUAAGGGUAAGAAGCAGACCCAGAAGCGGCAGAAGGGCAAGGAGGAGAAGAAGGAGCCGCGCGCCUUCAUUGUGAAGCCCAUUCCAUCGCCGGAUGUAAUACCGGUCAUUGUCUUUAUCAAUCCCAAAUCCGGUGGCAAUCAGGGCGUCAAGCUCUUGGGCAAGUUCCAGCAUUUGCUCAAUCCACGCCAGGUGUUCGAUCUGACACAAGGCGGUCCCAAAAUGGGUCUGGACAUGUACCGCAAGGCUCCGAAUCUGCGGGUAUUGGCCUGCGGCGGCGAUGGAACUGUUGGAUGGGUGCUAUCCGUGCUGGAUCAAAUCCAUCCGCCGCUGCAGCCGGCGCCGGCGGUGGGCGUGCUGCCCUUGGGCACCGGCAAUGAUCUCGCCCGAUCUCUCGGUUGGGGUGGCGGCUACACGGAUGAGCCCAUUGGCAAGAUACUGCGAGAGAUCGGCAUGUCGCAGUGCGUCCUAAUGGACCGCUGGCGUGUGAAGGUGACGCCCAACGAUGACGUCACCGACGAUCACGUGGAUCGCAGCAAGCCGAAUGUGCCGCUGAAUGUGAUCAACAACUACUUCAGCUUCGGUGUGGAUGCGCACAUUGCGCUGGAGUUCCAUGAGGCGCGCGAGGCCCAUCCGGAGCGGUUCAAUUCGCGCUUGCGCAACAAGAUGUACUACGGCCAGAUGGGCGGCAAGGAUCUGAUCUUGCGCCAAUACCGCAAUCUCUCACAGUGGGUGACGCUGGAGUGCGAUGGCCAGGACUUUACUGGCAAGCUCCGCGAUGCCGGCUGCCAUGCCGUCCUCUUUCUCAACAUACCCAGCUAUGGCGGCGGCACACAUCCCUGGAACGACUCCUUUGGCCAGACGAAGCCCACCAUCGAUGACGGCCUCAUGGAGGUCGUCGGCCUGACCACCUACCAGCUGCCCAUGCUGCAGGCGGGCAUGCACGGCACCUGCAUCUGCCAGUGCCGCAAGGCCAAGAUCAUCACCAAACGCACCAUUCCCAUGCAGGUCGACGGCGAGGCCUGUCGCGUCAAGCCCUCCAUCAUCGAGAUCGAGCUGCUCAACCAGGCGCUGAUGCUAGCCAAGCGCAAGCACGGACGCGGAGAUGUCCAAGUCAAUCCGCUGGAGAAGAUGCAACUGGCCAUACUGAGGGUAACCAUGCAGCAGUACGAGCAAUACCAUUACGACAAGGAAAUGCUGCGCAAGCUGGCCAACAAGCUGGGCCAAAUCGAGAUCGAGUCGCAGUGCGAUCUGGAGCAUGUGCGCAACAUGCUGAACGCCAAGUUCGAGGAGUCCAUAUCCUAUCCGAAGGUCUCGCAGGACUGGUGCUUCAUUGACUCGUGCACCGCCGAGCACUAUUUUCGCAUCGAUCGCGCCCAGGAGCACUUGCACUACAUUUGCGACAUUGCCAUCGACGAGCUGUACAUACUGGAUCACGAGGCGGCCACCAUGCCACAGACGCCCGACCAGGAGCGCUCCUUUGCGGCCUUCUCGCAGCGGCAGGCGCAGAACGAGCGACGGCAGCUGGACCAGGCCCAGGGCCACAACAACGGCAACACGGAUGAGGACUUGCAAAUCGGUUCCAAGCCCAUUAAAGUGAUGAAGUGGAAGAGCCCUAUACUGGAGCAAACUUCCGAUGCCGUACUACUAGCGGCCCAGCGCGGCGAUCUGAAUAUGUUACGUGCACUACAUGAACAAGGAUACUCAUUACAAUCAGUGAACAAGAACGGACAGACGGCGCUGCACUUUGCGUGCAAAUACAAUCAUAAGGACAUUGUCAAAUACAUCAUCUCAUCGGCCACACGACGUGUCAUCAACAUGGCGGAUAAGGAACGCGGUCAGACAGCUUUGCACAUUGCCGCCGAACAGAAUCGCCGCGACAUCUGCGUCAUGCUGGUGGCAGCUGGCGCCAAUUUGCAAGCGCUCGACGCCGAGGGCAACACAGCCAUGAUGGUGGCGUUCAACAAGAACGCCAACGAGAUCGCCACCUAUUUGGAAAGUAAGCUGCAAGCUGAGCUGGCCAGCGGCCGGGCCAAUACCCAAUAAGCGAUAACUCACCAUCCAUCCAAUCCAGCGCAGUCCAUGUAGUGCUCGAAUAGAACAUCCAUCUAACAUAUAACCAUUCGUCUGUGUGUGUGCAUCCAGCAUUCGAAAUCCCAGCUGCGAAUCGUGUCCACGUUUAUAUUUCUAAUGCGCAAACACUUUACUCUUUUGCUGCCCACCAAAUGGAAACGCGUCUGCGAACUUGGCAAAAUGUUCAACUGAUGUAAAACUCAACAACAACAACAACAACAACAACCAACAACCAACAACAAACACUCAAUGCGAAUAUCAACAUUCCAACUCAAUUCCAAAUGCGACAAAACUGAAACAAUUCGCUGCUGGCCGAAGGUCAAGAGCGUUUCAUGCAUUUGGAGCUGCAAACCAGAAUUUAGACUUAAGAAAAUUCAUUAGAAAAUUAACAACAAAAACUAUUGGAAAUUCAGCUAAAAUGCGAAAAGAAACCAGAGGAAGAAUAUGAUGAAAAAGAUAAAGAAAGUGUUGCCUACUUCCGGGCGCACGAAUUUAAUUUUCA
Messenger RNA from Drosophila mojavensis, 5426 nucleotides. Its product is annotated as eye-specific diacylglycerol kinase-like. Gene Ontology annotation, molecular function: protein binding; ATP-dependent diacylglycerol kinase activity. Lineage: Eukaryota; Metazoa; Arthropoda; Insecta; Diptera; Drosophilidae. The record is from RefSeq and is a predicted model, not a curated record. Gene Ontology annotation, biological process: intracellular signal transduction; lipid phosphorylation; diacylglycerol metabolic process.